This is a messenger RNA of Amphibalanus amphitrite, 1851 nucleotides long. RefSeq lists its product as uncharacterized. The coding region runs from base 420 to 890 and encodes 156 amino acids. The record is from RefSeq and is a predicted model, not a curated record. Lineage: Eukaryota; Metazoa; Arthropoda; Thecostraca; Balanomorpha; Balanidae. Gene Ontology annotation, biological process: regulation of synaptic transmission, cholinergic; sleep; positive regulation of voltage-gated potassium channel activity. The transcript is spliced from 5 exons.
GGGCCGUUCUCCCACUAAAACUCAUUAGUGCAUCACGUCUCAAAAAAGUGCACGCUAAUUUAAGUAUCUACUAAAUCUCUAUAAAAUUAUCUUUAAUCUGACCGUUGAACGAGGAAAUUGACCGUCGAAUGAUAUUUUUAAUGAUUUUUUUGAAAUGACGGAAUGGUGAAAACAUGGGUUAUACUACAUUUAACAUGCAAUUUAAAGGAAAAUGAAGCGUUUUUUACAUUUUGAGGUCAAGUAUAAUAAUUUUCGCCUGGUUAUGAAGUUUCAUACUAGCGACACCAGAUGCUGACAUAUGCAAGCGAACACGCGGACAGUCCUGAGGUCAUUAACAGUCAUUUGUUGGCUGCUGUGAGAAAGAGAGAAGCCGAGAAGAUAACAGGCGUUUCUAUACCUUCUGAAAUCUGAGCGGCAAAAUGAACAUACGUGAUCAGCUUGUUGUUCUUGUGCUGGUUUGCCUGCAGAUUCCAUCAGGCCUGGCGAUCUGGUGCUAUCAGUGCGUGAGCACCCACCCGGGCUGCGGCAAGGAGUUCUCGCCGCAGCUGUACUGGAGCGUCUCCUGCCCCACCCCGUGGGAUGUCUGUGUCAAGGUCACGGAGACCAAGGGCGCCGAGACUCUGAUCACGCGCGACUGUCUGAGCGCCCUCCAGUGGAACCGUCGCGACGUGCCCGCCGACCACUACGAGGGCUGCCGGCCGGCCGCCGAGGACCCGCGCCUCGGACUGUACACCUUCAACAGCCUGCAGGAGCUCGACACCAGAAGGAACUACUACGACAAAGUGGAGUACUGCUUCUGUCAGUACGACGAACAGUGUAACGGCGCGGUCGGCGUCUCCGUGUCGCUCGGGGUUCUGGUGACGCUGGCGCUGCUGGUUAACAUGCUGUAGCGCCGGACGUGCGCCCCCGAUACGUCCUCUGUGACCCAAUCGAUACAGGCGCCCUCGGACCGUCCUAAGCUCGAUUGAGACGCCGCCUGGCCGUCAACAUCGGUACUACAGCCGUCCCCGACUCGCAGUGAUGGUGCGGCCAAUGCGGCAUCCCCUCCCCCAGUGUGUGUGUGUGUGUGGUUGGGGGUUGGGGUGAGGGUAGGGUAUGCUCCUGGCGACCAGCCUGCCACACUGUAUGCCGCACAGUAGGUAGUCGUUUUCGGAGAUGUCUUCGAAAACUGUUUCCGUCCGUGGAGUGUGCUGUCUUACAGUGAAGUGUGAUGCUAAGGUAAUAUGCUGAUCUGAGCCGAUUUGACACAGACUGCCUUUGGGGAGGUCAUUCUGCUUCCGUCCCCCGGUAGUUGUAUUGUAUUUAGCGUUUGUACUUCGUAGUGCAUCCGGCAGCGUUGUGAAGGUCGCAUCGGGUGGCCCAUUUUAUAGCGCGACAUCGUAGGCUCAUAUUACCUUUCAGAAGCGACGUAGAAUCUCGAUAGCUGUAGCGUACAUUCCAGCGCCGUUUGCGCCACCAGAGUAUUUUUAGAAUAUCUUGUAAGGCUGUCCCCUAUUGUACAGGUCAGCUGUGGGAACCCAGUGAAGGUUUGGCCGGCCGGCGUGCGUCGGUGGGAUCACAUUGCUUCUGCCACUCCGUCCAUCAUCGAGAGUCUCAUUGUAAUUUGAUCGCUAUUUACGCAUCACUCAUAUGUACGUGAUCGUGUAUCAUGCAUUAGCACUCUGUAUAUGCUUGCUACAAAGCAUUUUGCCCGUAACGUUUCAUGCGCACAAUGCGUUGAAGUGACGAAAAAUAUCGAUUCCGCGGUAUCCGUGAACGACAUGUUCGUUCUGUGUUAUCGGCGUAUGUUAUGAUAGCGUUGAGUGGGUCGUGCUUCACGCUUACCAUUUGAAAAUAAAACCUUGUAUCGAA